UAAGGACGUCAAGAUGUUAGAAGAAUCUACAGAGUCAGAGUGGCAAUCUGAAGUAAAAACAGGGACCACCAUCAUUGCGGUUGAGUUCAAUGGAGGAGUGGUGUUGGGCUCUGACUCCAGAGUGUCAGCAGGGGAGACAGUGGUCAACCGGGUGAUGAACAAGCUCUCACUUCUCCAUGACAAGAUCUACUGCGCCCUGUCAGGCUCAGCAGCAGACGCUCAGACCAUCGCUGAGAUGGUCAACUACCAGCUGGAUGUGCACAGUAUUGAGAUAGGAGAAGAUCCCCAGGUUCGUUCAGCAGCCACUCUGGUGAAAAACAUCUCCUACAAGUACAAGGAAGAGUUGUCAGCACAUCUCAUUGUUGCCGGAUGGGACAGGAGAGGAGGGGGUCAGGUGUUUGUGACCCUCAACGGCCUGUUGUCCAGACAACCGUUUGCGGUCGGUGGCUCUGGAAGCUCUUAUGUCUAUGGGUUUGUUGACGCAGAGUACCAGAAGGGCAUGAGUAAAGAGGACUGUCAGCAGUUUGUUGUCAACACAAUUUCUCUGGCCAUGAGUCGAGAUGGCUCCAGCGGAGGAGUGGCCUACCUUGUCACUAUCGAUGAAAAAGGAGCUGAAGAGAAAUGCAUUCUGGGCAACGAGUUGCCAACUUUUUAUGAUCAAUGAAAAUUGCAUGGAACAAAAUCCAAUCUUAAUACUGGCACAUAAACAUUUCAACAAGCUCUAUAUUUAUAACAGAACACUUUUAAGUUGUUAUGCAGAGUAGGCAUAGCCUCAUUACAAACAAAUAGGCCUAAUAUUUACUCUUGUAAUGUUAAGAUUGGUAUUUGAAUCAUGCUUACACCAUGAUAAAUAUUCUGAUCUCCACAUAACUACGCAUAUAACAUUCAGAAUGUUUAAUUCCACUAAAGGCCUCAUUAAUGACACAUUUUGACCAGCCAAGGACUUUUAUGUUGGAAGUUGUAUAGCCUAUUUUGGUGAUGUACAUCUCAAUAGAUCACCUGUCAAUUAAAUAUCCAUUGGAUAUUUGCCUUCAUGUAAUUUUCCUCAACAAUUUAAAGUAACGGAAUUGUUACUAUGAAAAUGUCUACUGGUGGAGUAAACUGUUGCCCACAGUUUCUUGAAACAGGAAAUGUCAAUAAUAAUGUACAAUAAAAUGAAUGAAUUGUAAUG
Esox lucius (northern pike) is the source of this 1171-nucleotide messenger RNA. RefSeq names its product proteasome 20S subunit beta 9a (gene psmb9a). The transcript is spliced from 6 exons. Gene Ontology annotation, molecular function: threonine-type endopeptidase activity. Lineage: Eukaryota; Metazoa; Chordata; Actinopteri; Esociformes; Esocidae. Bases 14 to 664 code for a protein of 216 amino acids. The record is from RefSeq and is marked provisional. Gene Ontology annotation, cellular component: proteasome core complex.